Molecule: messenger RNA, 3301 nt
Organism: Aspergillus heteromorphus CBS 117.55
Lineage: Eukaryota; Fungi; Ascomycota; Eurotiomycetes; Eurotiales; Aspergillaceae
Product: PX domain-containing protein
Exons: 7
Coding region: 365-3106 (913 amino acids)
Molecular function (GO): phosphatidylinositol binding
Source: RefSeq, a predicted model, not a curated record
CCUCCUGCUCUUACUCUCUCUUCUCUCUUCUCCUUUUCUCUUUUCCUUUCUCCCCUUCCCUCCCCUUCCCUCUUCUUCUCUUCCCUUUUCGUCACCUUCUCUCUCCCCGUCCCCGUCACCCGUCUCUUCAGGAGGGCCAGUCACCUGAGCUUGGCACUAUUUCGCUGGACCCAAAAACGUCAUCGUCUCCAGCCCCAAACCUUGGCCGCGCUAGGCAGACGGAUUAGACCGCGCGGGCUUUCCAUCGUCAUUUCCACCUUCGCCCCGUUUUGGCGGUGGUUUAUAUAAAAUCCAUGAGCGCCCAACGACGGUGAACCCACCCCUGUGCUCGACUGAUUCAAUCGGUCCCUCGUUCAUCGCGAAGAUGGCCUCCACGGACCCCUCUCUCCUCAACGGAGUUCAGUCACCCGCCCGCCCCGCGCCCUCCCAGACCUCCUCCAACUCCACUCCAGGUCAAUUCCUCACCGGCAAGCAGGAACACUACCUCAAGCGCGAACUCAUCUCCCGCCAGGUUGAGAGCGAAAUCGCCGAGCUAAACUCGCCCACCGCGCUCAAGCGCUUCGGUGCCCCCUUCAAGUCGGACUUUGGGGAAGUGGCCCCCGUCGACUCGGAACUCCCCAUUCUACGAUACAUUUUCGUGCACCAUGUGCGCAACUUCCCAUUCCUCGACCAGGCGCGCGAGAAGGAGUUCUGGCAAGAUAAAUUGCAGGUGUUCCUGGAGUCCUUUGCAAAGAAGCAUGUGUCGUCCUCGGAGGAUCGCUUGGAGGAGACGAAGCGCAGGAAACUAGCGCGGAAGUGUGAGAAACUCGUCGAGCUCAUGAUGGUCUCGGGCAUCCCGACGGCAUCGGGCUACGAGGAGCGCAUUCAGUUCUCCGAGAUGGAGGUCGUCGAUCGCGGAGCCAACGAAACGGGCCUGCUCGUCAACAUGCCCGAAGGGAAUGCAAUCCAUGGAUGGGAUAUCAAUGUCGCUGCCGUACGAAUCACUUCGGUCCGGCGCACCGUGCGCUAUCAUCAACAUGCGGAAUUCAUCCUGAGAGUGCGACGAGAAGGACAGUCGGACAUUUUCGUGGCCCGUCGCUACGGCGAUUUCGCCAGAUUUCACAAGCGACUGCGCACCGAGUUCCCCGUAAAGCCCCUCCCACCCCUCCCGCGCAAGAACAAAUCCUCCUCCACGAGCUGGUUCGGCUCCGCAGAUGACGAAGCGUCCUCGGUCUCUUCCGUGUCAACAGUGGGUACGAACGCCGUGGAAGACGGCCAUUCACCGCGGACCCUGGCCCCUGGGAAUCACCAUCAGCGCUCAUUGUCCCGAUCCUCGAUGCGGUCGUUGAGAUCGCCCAGAGCAUCGGGCGAAGGCUUGAGAGAAACGGUGCUUUACCGGGAAGACCAGAGGGUCUCCCUCCGGGCGUUCCUUCGCACCUUGCUGCAAAACAAGCGGAUAGCGGAGACAAAGACUAUGGAGGAGUUUCUCACUGCGGACCCCAUCACCCUGAACGAGGAGGAGAAGAUGGAUAUGCAGCGGAGGAAGGAUGUCGAUGCGAUCAGGAUCGAGGAACAAAAGCGAUUCUACGAAAUCGCCAGGGCACGCGCGGCUGAAUUGGACGUGUACAUGGAGAACUUCCGCCGAGAUAUCGUGGAGAGCAACGGGUUGACAAAGCUGUUCGCUGAAAUCAAGGAGAAACCAACAGUGCAGGACCUCAGUCCCCCAUACCAGAAGUUUGCCGAGUGGCUUCGGAUUGAGGUUGCUGCUACGCUCUAUCAUCUAUUCCUAGCCGAAGACAACUCACCCGAGUUGUUCGCACAGGCCAAGAGGAUACACUCCCUGGUCCCGUACACGCUUCUCAAAAAUGUGAUUCGGAUUGCCAACCCAGCGGCCGUCAUGGCAGGCGUGCUGGACCUCUUCCUGGCUCAGCCCUUCGGCUCGCGAUCGCUUCUCCAGCGCAUUUUCUCCAUGACCCUGCAUGAUGGAAUUAAGGCCUUCCAGAAGUCGAUUGACGCACUGGCGGCGAAGGUGGAAGAUCCCAUCCUCUGCCAGAAGUUGAAGGCCUUUACGGAUGCCGACGAAGAACUCAAGAAUGAGGUUCGCGCCGAGGCUGCUGCUGAAGAUGUCGAUAUCAUCGUGGCCAUCCUGCGCACCGACCUCCUGCCGCCGGAGCUGACCCCGGAGCAAUUUGGCAAGGUGUUUAAUGCCUACGUCGCCUGGACCCAGGCCGUGGAUAAUGUAGAGGCGGAGCUCCGGGAGGGUGCGCAUUGGUUCGCGAACCUGAAACAGUUGCUGAAGCUUUACACUCGUCAACGCGAUAAGGCUAUGAUGCUCAGCAUUGUCGAAGAACCCGUCACCCUGCAGCUUUUCCGCGACCUGUUCACCAUCUUCUAUGAGCCUCUGGUCCGCGUCUACAAGUCGGCCAACGUGUACAGCAGCAUCACCGACUUCGCCCGUUUUGCCGACGACGCCAUCUCGGUGAUAGAGAAAUGUCAGCGGCAGGAUGUGUCGGCGGACCCGAACCAGACGGUGCAGGCGUUCAUCGACCUCUGCGAACGUCAUCAGAGCAGCUUUUAUAAAUUUGUGCAUGAGGUGCAUCUGCACGACAACGGACUUUUCAGCUCUCUGAUGUCGUGGAUUGAGGACAUCCUGGAGUUCUUGCGCAAGGGGCCGCGCGGAGGUGAGCUGGACAUGAACGCCUUGCUUCUCGGCGCCAAGGAUGUUGGACAGGUGGACAAGGACAAGGCCCUCGAGGAGAUCAAUGCUCUGAUCCAAUGGCACGAGGACCGGAAACGGUGGCAUCUGAACAAGACCCGGCAGAAGAUGGCGGCGGAGGGGACGGGCAAUGAAGGCUACGUGGGCAACGCGAGUUUCCGGGGCAGCGACUUUGGUCUGGACGAGGGCGAGCUCGAAGACCUUAGCAUCUCGGACGCGGAGUCUGAUCCGUCAGACGAGCUGGACGAGGAGGAGGAUCUCGACCCGAUCUCGGCGGAGCGCAGACGGCGGGUCAAGCAGCAGGACCAGCUGCGGCGCACGGCGGGCGAGCCGGUCAAGCCGGAGGUGCAAGAGAUCCUCAAGCUGUCCGACUCGUUUGGGGUCAUGUUACGACAGGUGCUGGCGGAGUAAUGUGGGGGUGCAUGUGCGGUUGCAUUGUUGAGAUACCCUAGAGUCUAUACACAUGCCUCGUAUACAUCGUUGGUUUUGGGACGCUUUGAUGGCUUUGCUGCUGGAGGGUGGGGGGGGGGAUAGACAAGAUCUGCUAAUGAUUGGGGCCUCCUGAAUGUUGCAUCAUACUAUUAUUAUAGAGAUAAACCAGGAAUG